ACAGACCAAAUAUUAAGCAGCAAGAAGACAUUGCAACAUUUUGCUAACAACUACAACGUAUGAAAUGAAAUGUUUCUUAACCUGAAUAUAAUUGUCCACGCGUCAUUCGGGUGAGGAUAGGGCACAUCUUAUCCCUUCCUUUUAUAUAUUUGGACUGUGGAUAGCAAACCUAAGCUAGGCUCUGCUUCAAGUAACUCUCCGCAACCAUGGCUUCGUGUACCACCCCUUCGUCUCUUAUGCUCGCACACCCUCAAGACUUAUCUUCUUCUCUUCGCUCCUUCUCCUACAAGCCCCUCUCUAGAACCUUCUACCCUCUCGUUUUGAAGCCCGGUAAGUGGCUCCAUCUCAGUUUCCAUGGAGAACCCAAAUCCAAGUCUUGUCAUGCCCUUGUCGCUGCUUUGGCUACUGAGGUCGAGGUCGCCGAAACUGUGGAGGAGAAGGAGGAGGGAGAGGAGGGUGAUGAUGGGUCUUCCGCCACCAACACUGUCACCACCACCAAGCCUAAGAAAGGCAAGGCUGCAUUGCCUCUCAAGAGGGACAGGACGAGAUCUAAGAGGUUCUUGGAAAUUCAGCAAUUGAGGGAGCGUAAGAAAGAUUAUGACUUGAAGACAGCAAUAUCUUUGGUUAAAGAAACAGCUAAAACAAAGUUUGUAGAAACAGUAGAAGCCCAUUUCCGCCUCAACAUUGACCCUAAGUAUAAUGAUCAACAGUUAAGAGCGACGGUAAAUUUGCCAAAGGGAACUGGAAAGCCCGUUAAAGUGGCUGUUCUUACUCAAGGUGAAAAAUUCGAUGAAGCAAAAAAUGCAGGAGCUGAUUUGGUGGGUGGAGAGGACCUGAUAGAACAGAUAAAAGGAGGAUUCAUGGAGUUUGAUAAACUAAUUGCUUCUCCAGAUAUGAUGCCUAAGGUUGCUAGCCUAGGGAAGAUUCUGGGGCCAAGAGGACUGAUGCCAAAUCCAAAAGCUGGCACUGUAACAGCUAAUAUUCCUCAGGCUAUAGCUGAAUUCAAGCAGGGAAAAGUUGAAUACAGGGCUGAUAAGACUGGAAUAGUGCACUUACCUUUUGGAAAAGCUGAUUUUCCUGAAGAGGAUCUUCUAGUAAACUUGCUUGCUGCAGUAAAAUCAGUAGAGACCAACAAACCAUCGGGUGCUAAAGGUGUGUAUUGGAAAAGUGCCCACAUAUGCUCAGCAAUGGGUCCUUCAGUCAGGUUAAAUAUCAGGGAGAUGCUUGAUUACAGGCUUCCAUCAGAAUAGACCCUUCACCUGUAAAUGCACGUUUGGAUUUAGUCAACAAUCUGAGGUGCCAUGUUCAGAUCUUGCCAAAUAUUUAGUCAAAGAUGUUACCAAAGUUACAUACAGGGAUGAAAAGGGGAUACUUUGAUGCUUAUAUCUCUUCAAAAUCUGCACCAAAAGUUUGCAGACUACAUAGUCUUUGACCCCGGCUGAAGAUUUUACCUUGUAUUACUUUGUAACUAACACCGGAGAUCUAAUUAUAUUUUCUUCCGUGGGAAUAAAUUUUCUUUUUU
This is a messenger RNA of Abrus precatorius (Indian licorice), 1522 nucleotides long. Its product is annotated as 50S ribosomal protein L1, chloroplastic. Gene Ontology annotation, biological process: translation. Gene Ontology annotation, molecular function: RNA binding; structural constituent of ribosome. The record is from RefSeq and is a predicted model, not a curated record. The coding region runs from base 207 to 1250 and encodes 347 amino acids. Gene Ontology annotation, cellular component: large ribosomal subunit. NCBI's taxonomy places the organism in Eukaryota, Viridiplantae, Streptophyta, Magnoliopsida, Fabales, Fabaceae. The transcript has 7 exons.